Molecule: messenger RNA, 4075 nt
Organism: Cyprinus carpio (common carp)
Lineage: Eukaryota; Metazoa; Chordata; Actinopteri; Cypriniformes; Cyprinidae
Product: unconventional myosin-XVI-like
Biological process (GO): neuron projection morphogenesis; phosphatidylinositol 3-kinase/protein kinase B signal transduction; negative regulation of G1/S transition of mitotic cell cycle
Cellular component (GO): nucleoplasm; perinuclear region of cytoplasm; myosin complex
Molecular function (GO): protein phosphatase binding; cytoskeletal motor activity; actin filament binding
Source: RefSeq, a predicted model, not a curated record
AUGUGCUCAACCAGAGCCUCACACACAAACACAAGCCCACAGUCACCACACUUCCAAGAAGCCCUCCAGAGAGUCAACACGCUAUGUCAUGCUGAGAAACAAGGAUUUUCUUCCCCAAACAUCUUGUUUGUUAUGAAAACAAGUGAGAACGUGCUCAUCCAUCAAAUGUUCCAGUGUAAGCUGACUCAGACGGGCUCAUUGGUUCCCCACCACCAGCGACUGAAGCUCCACGGGCCCAAAGGCACUUCUAACAAGAGCAAUACACUAAAUCCUGCAAGAGACGCCAAGAAAUAUGUGGAACUGAACAAGCUCCUGAAGAAGAAGGGAGCGACAUCCUUCCUGCAGAGACUGGAGCGCUGUGGACCAGUCACUACGGCAGUGCAGCUUAGGAACUCUCUUUCUGAGAUCACCAGUAAGCUGCAAGCAUGUACGCCGCACUUUGUUCAGUGUGUCAGGCCCAACAAUGCCGGAAAGCCUGAUGUGUUUGACAGCUUCCACGUGUCCUCACAUCUCCAGUACGUGGGAGUUCUGGAGAUGGUCCGCAUGAUCCGCUAUGGAUACCCAGUCCGCCUGUCUUUCACCAGCUUCCUGAGCAGAUACAGAGAGCUGGUGGACACCAUCCUCACCGACAGGAAGAAAGCAUCCGCAGAAGAGAAGUGCCGCCAGAUACUGCAGCAUUGUAAACUUCAGGGCUGGCAGACAGGGAACAGUAAGGUUUUCUUGAGAUACUGGCAGGCUGAUCACCUUAAUGACCGCUGCCAUCAGCUGCACAGGAAGAUUAUUAUCUGUCAGAAAGUGGUCCGUGGCUGGUUGGCCAGACAGUGUGUGCGUCGCAGGCUCACAUCUCGGCAGCAGGAGCAGUGUACAGUCCAGCGGUUCCUGCAGGGAGCAGAGGACUUGGGUAUGCGUGCUUACGACAGCAUGGUCAUCCAAAACGCAGCCGAUAUUGCACGAGAGAACGACCGCCUCCGAGGUCACAUCAGUGCUCCACCACUGGGUGAACGACCGGAACCUGUAGGCAAAGAAGAAGACUCGCCCAAGAGGGCUGUUGAAAAAAGUGGAAGGGUUAACGAUGUGGCAGGCCGUGGGGGGAACAGACCAAUCCGGCAUUUCCGCUCCAGCUCUGUGCCUCUCCCCCUGGUUAUGGACAGCUUGGUACACUCCAGCAUCGGGACAUCAAUCAAAGCAGCCCUUCAGCCUGCGCCAUACUCCACUGAGGAGGGGAAUGGAGGGAGCCUCUCCUCCCCACGAAAACAACCUCCUCCCAAACCCAAAAGAGACCCCAAUACACGUCUGAGUGCAUCAUACGAGGCAGUGAGUGCAGGGCUGAGUAUUGCACCCAAAGACAGCCCUGCUGAGGGUCAAGCCUCUCCAUCUGGAAGCCCACCAAAAACCCAGCUCUCUCCUUCUGAUCCUCUCUCUAAACCACGCCCUCACAGUGAUGACUACAGCACCAUGAAGAAGAUCCCACCCCCCAAGCCCAAACGCAGCCCUAAUACCAAACUGACGGGUUCUUAUGAGGAGAUAUCUGUACCUUCCCCUGCACGCCCCACGGACAUGAAAAUUGUCAGCCUGGUACGAGGCGGCCACUGCUUGGGCCUCAUCCAGCGAGCAGCAUCUGCGGAUGGCCCCCAUUUGUCUGUGCUAAGCCUCUACCCCUGUCAGGAUGAGGAGGAUGUGUAUAUCGAGAUGGUGGGGGCCUCACGAACCCUUAGCCUGGCUGACUCCCACAGUCCAGAGAUGGGAGAGGCGGUAUACGAGGAAAUGAAAUACUUCCCAACUGACGAGGUGGGGUCAGCUCCUGUGGCCAAGCCUGAAACUGUCAAUCCCACUACCGCUACCCUACCUGCCCCAGGGCUGGAAGUCAAGAGGCCCGUGACCUUGAUGGAUCACUCUGGCACUAUCGGAGUAAAGCAGCAGGGCAAGGAUGGGACUGCAUGUGACAUUCCAGCUCCAUUCCCUAACCUCCUUCAACACCGUCCCCCACUUCUAGUCUUCCCCCCGUCCCCUGUCACCUGCUCUCCGGCCUCGGAUGAGUCCCCCCUCACCCCCCUGGAGGUGAAGAAGCUGCCUGUGUUCGAGACCAACCUCAACUAUACCAGCCAGGAUGGGGGCAGCCCACUCUCACCCCAGUACACCCGUCAAAGAGCUGACUCCUCACCGAGUCUUUCUGUCUUAAUGCCAGACAAGUCCACGCCGCCCUUGACUCCUCCUCCCCCUUCGGCAGCACUUCCACCUCCUUACCGCCCCCCAUCCCACUUCCCCUUCCCCCCUGAACCAAACUUCUUUGCCCUGACACGUGCAGCUUCUGUGGCUACCACCGAUUCCCCCAAAGUCCCCCAUAAAAUAGGGCACGGUUUGGCAGAGACACCCCCAAGCAGUUCCAAGCCUCCCUUCUCCCCAGUAAAGACCUCACGGCCAGAGCCCCGCAGAUCUCAUUCCUGCUCCUCCUCACCUCUGCUCUUCAAUCCUGCCAAUGGGAGAUCCCUCACCAGCCCUCUGGAUGAGCUCAACACCCUUUUCAGCUCAGGGCGCAGCCUGCUCCGCAAGUCCACCACUGGGAGAAAGAUCCGUGACAGCGGACUCUCAAAUUCCAACAUCAACCUGCCAGGUCAAGAGGAUCAAGGCCCCAUCUCUCCAUCAGCACAGUUACAGGACAAAAAUGCCAACAACCACACCUCACCCAGCUCGUCAAACCCAGCACCCGUUGAGAAUGGCAACCAGAUCUCCAAUGGGACAUUGGAAGACGAGGGACAUCCAAAGUCAAAUGCGUCCAGUACCCCGGUGUUACACAGGCACAUGGACAGCCACCACACUCAGGUGCUCCAGAGGUCACGUGUAUGUGGGGAUCAGUGGGCCACUCUGCAGGAAUUAUUGUGCUGGCGGAGGAGUGUUUGUGAUGGUCGACCAGACUGGCAGAACGCUUGGCUCCACACAAAUACCUCACCCACCCUAACAGUGAAGACCAAGAGUCCCAGAAAGAAAUCAUCGCCCUAGAGAUUGUGGACUCCCUGAGUUAAACCUCAGUUAAACCCCACUCCUUAGGCCCGAUGGCACUUUUUAUGUUUUGCCCUUCACAUAGGGGUGGCGUCCUCUAAACAGAGCCAGAUUCUGGACUCAGGAGAGUAGGGCAUCCCAGUUUGUUCUUGUUUCUUUCUUCACAUCUUUGAAUGAAAGGUUCCUUGGAAAAUUGUUCCAUGCCAUCUCUCCUACUAAUGGCCAACUGGGACAAAAUAACAUAAAGCCCCAGAAGACUACCAAGCCCAACUUUGAAAACACAAAGUCAUCUUUGGGUUGAACCCCAUUUGCAGUGUCCCAAACAUCACACCAUUUGGAAGAUCUCAUCAUGUCGCUUUGAUCGCAAUUCAUCAGUGCUAUCUGAGGGCUGUGCAAACAUCUCAACUGUGUGCAGUAGUCUACAUUGUGGGCCAUAUUUUAGUUUUAAACCCUGGUGCUGGUCGCUCCACAUGUGGUUGCUGUUGACUGGGUUGUGUAAAAAGUGCCAGUUCUGUCCCAACUCAAACACUCGGGACACAUGGAUGCGACAGACCUUAAAGUUUACAAGUCUUUGUGUUGACCUCCUAGGUCUAGCUUUGUGAACAAAGUCCUCCUUCAGGUUCAGAGAAGCAGCUACACCUCACGCUUUUUCUGGUGCUUUGGUUACCCUCCAUCAGAGGAGGCAACCAUCACACACAGGUUGUGACCUUACGAAGAGGUCAGGGUUCAGGGAAAUCACCAGUAACAUCACAGGUCCAUAACAUUUCCAUCAGCUUCUGGACUACAUUCAUUGUUCACCCUAGGCCAAUGAGUACAUCUUGCGUCUCUUGACAAACUUGAAGACGCCUGGUUUAUAUCAAAUGGUUAAAGAGCACAAUUUUCCAAAUACACCUUUAGAUGAAACAGUCAUUACUAGGGAUGGAUAUUACUGCCGAUGUGACUCUGACAAGCUCCCGUAACCGUUUUUGGACUUUUCCUCAAAGGUGCUUAUGUACGAAUGCUGGUUUGUAUGGAAACAUGUCAGUACCUUAGUAGACGACCUGUACAAACAGAACAUGACUUUUGGUAUCCCUGACGU